AUGGCGGGCGACAAACUACUGACGGCGCAGGAUGUAUUUGAGCUUCCAACAUCAGCAGAGACCGUCGUGUUUUACGUUUCGUUGGGCGUGGCUUUAACAUCGCUAUUCCCCCUUGGCUAUGCAGUUUGGUUCCGAAGCUUCCCGCCUAUAAAAGCACAGCAUGUGGGUAUCACGGUUACAAUUGGCAUUGGCGGAAUCAUUUUUAUUAUUUCGUACAACCUGAUGGAAGGCAUGGCCAUGUACAACGGUGCCCUCGGAUACUGCACACUUUGGGGUGCCUGGGCGGUGUUUACAUUUGGCCUAGCCAUCUUUAUCUCUGCCAUCUUUAUGCGCUUGGUGUUAUUAUACCGUGUGUUUAUCUCUGGCACUAUAAUCGCACACACAAAUAGCCAGGUUUAUGACUUUUCCCGCAAAUUCUGGCCGUUCUUUGCGAUGUGGUUGCCAUCGCUUGUAUCCAGCAUUGUUGUUUCGUCAAUCAAGGGCCCACGGGGUGCAUGGCUUCUCGAGGAUCAUGGCUUGCGUGCGUGCACAUUCAGCGAUGGGUAUUUAAUGUGGAUCUAUGUAUAUUUCAUUGUUAUGAUUCUAAUUUCUUGGGUGCUGUACUUCCGUACGCGCAAGGUUGCCCAGGCGUUCAACAGCUUCCACAUGGCAAUUUGGACUCUAAUUGUUUUUACAGUCAUUCUCAUUGUCAGCAUGGUCAUCAACCUCAUUAAGGGUUCAAACUCUCCCUGGGGUCGGAUUACCAUCGCCUUGACAAACAUGGUCAUGAUCAAUGGCUACAUCUGGCUGAUUUUCGGCUCGCCAGUUAUUGGCCACUUGUUCUGGCGUGAGCAAACAAUGCGCAAUUUUAUGAACACACUUCACAAGGACAGCUUGGUAGCUCAGCAGGCAUACAACACGGAAACUCGGACAAACGUCAACAACAAGUCUGGAAAAGUAAUUCAGCCAGACUCUAUUUACUGCCCCAGCGUGGCAUACAGCGAGGAUAUGCGCCAGCAAGACGGAACAACAAACACGUCCCAGUUUGAAUACCAAAACCUCGCGGCUUCUUAUUCGGCAGCUGCAAGGCACAUGCUUUAA
Kickxella alabastrina is the source of this 1080-nucleotide messenger RNA. RefSeq lists its product as uncharacterized. Gene Ontology annotation, biological process: G protein-coupled receptor signaling pathway. Gene Ontology annotation, molecular function: G protein-coupled receptor activity. Gene Ontology annotation, cellular component: membrane. The record is from RefSeq and is a predicted model, not a curated record. The coding region runs from base 1 to 1080 and encodes 359 amino acids. NCBI's taxonomy places the organism in Eukaryota, Fungi, Kickxellomycota, Kickxellomycetes, Kickxellales, Kickxellaceae. The transcript has a single exon.